Messenger RNA from Papaver somniferum (opium poppy), 438 nucleotides. RefSeq lists its product as uncharacterized. Lineage: Eukaryota; Viridiplantae; Streptophyta; Magnoliopsida; Ranunculales; Papaveraceae. Bases 1 to 438 code for a protein of 145 amino acids. The transcript has a single exon. The record is from RefSeq and is a predicted model, not a curated record.
AUGCAUGUAUGCCGAAAAUACAACAGAGACGCAGAUGCCUUAGAAUUCAUAUCCUCUAUGCUAAAGGAUAGAAAUACCACCGCUGUGCAAGUUGGAAGGAUAUAUGAACCUUCGAUAGAAGGACCCAUCUCAGGUGCUGAGGAGACUUUGGAUGUUCAAACUCGGUCCAUGAGAGAAGCAGACAAAGGAGAAACCAACGAAGAAAUAAAAAAAUCAGAUGACGAAGCCGAAGAGUCUGACAAAGACCAAUCCAUGUCAUACGAAAGUAACGAAAACGAAGCAGAAGAUGACUGGAGAGUUCCAAUCCACAUGUACCUUGACAAAGGUACCUUACCAGCUGAUGUUAAGGAAGCUCGGAAACUCGAAUCAAAAGAAGCAAUGUACAACCUUCGUGACGGCAUACUGUAUAGGAGGUCAUUCCUCGGAACUCUGAUGUGA